AUGACUGAAGAAAACUACUCUUUGACAACUGAGUUUAUCCUCAUGGGAUUUACAGAUCACCCAGAGCUGAAGACCCUUCUGUUUGUGGUGUUUCUUGCCAUCUAUCUGAUCACCAUGGUGGGGAAUCUCGCUUUGGUGGUGUUGAUUUACAUGGAAUGCCGUCUUCACUCACCCAUGUACAUCUUUCUGGGCAACCUGGCUCUGAUGGAUUCCUGCUGUUCCUGUGCCAUCACCCCCAAGAUGUUAGAGAAUUUCUUUUCUGUAGAUAAAAUUAUUUCUCUUUAUGAAUGUAUGGCACAAUUUUAUUUUGCCUGUCUUGCUGAAACUGCAGACUGCUUUCUUCUGGCGGCAAUGGCUUAUGAUCGCUUUGUGGCCAUAUGCAGCCCCCUGCAGUACCACACCAUGAUGUCCAAGAAACUCUGCGUGCACAUGACCACAGGGGCCUACAUAGCUGGAAUCCUCCAUCCCAUGAUUUAUGUAGGGCUUCUGUUUAGGUUAACUUUCUGCAGGUCGAAUCAAAUCAAUCACUUUUUUUGCGAUGUUCUUCCAUUAUUCAGACUCUCCUGUGUUGACCCUUACAUCAAUGAACUGAUGUUGCUUAUAUUUGCAGGGUUGAUCCAAAUUUUCACCUUGACCAUAGUCCUAAUCUCUUAUCUCUGCAUCCUUUUCACAAUAUUCACAAUGAAAUCCAAAGAGGGAAGAGGCAAAGCCUUAUCAACUUGUGCAUCUCACUUUAUCUCUGUCUCAAUGUUCUAUGGUUCUCUUCUCUUCAUGUAUGUUCGACCAAAUUCUGUUAACGAAGCAUAUAAAGAUAUACCUGUUGCUGUUUUUUAUGCUCUAGUAAUUCCUUUAUUAAACCCCUUUAUUUACAGUCUAAGAAAUAAGGAAGUGACGAAUGCUAUGAAAAGAAUUAUGGAGAAGAGGAAGUGUUGCAACAUUCUGAAACAAGUACCUUUCCUUGUGGAUAAUUGA
Messenger RNA from Galeopterus variegatus (Sunda flying lemur), 972 nucleotides. RefSeq names its product olfactory receptor 5K3-like. Gene Ontology annotation, molecular function: olfactory receptor activity; odorant binding; G protein-coupled receptor activity. NCBI's taxonomy places the organism in Eukaryota, Metazoa, Chordata, Mammalia, Dermoptera, Cynocephalidae. Gene Ontology annotation, biological process: sensory perception of smell; G protein-coupled receptor signaling pathway. The transcript has a single exon. The record is from RefSeq and is a predicted model, not a curated record. Gene Ontology annotation, cellular component: membrane. The coding region runs from base 1 to 972 and encodes 323 amino acids.